This is a messenger RNA of Ogataea philodendri, 1215 nucleotides long. RefSeq lists its product as uncharacterized. Bases 1 to 1215 code for a protein of 404 amino acids. The transcript has a single exon. The record is from RefSeq and is a predicted model, not a curated record. Gene Ontology annotation, molecular function: protein binding. Gene Ontology annotation, cellular component: Set1C/COMPASS complex. Lineage: Eukaryota; Fungi; Ascomycota; Pichiomycetes; Pichiales; Pichiaceae.
AUGAACCUUUCUCUUUUGGACCCCUUCGCCGUUGCCAAGGAAUACCCGGACACCUUGAUCCAGACUUUGGCGUACGGACACUCAACUCAGAUCAGGUUCAGUCAGAAGGGCGACUACCUGGCGUCGGGUCUGGCCGAUGGAAUCAUUCUCAUAAUCGACACAGACACCAAUUCCACGAUCCAAGUUUUACGCGACCACACACGGGCAAUCACCUCGUUAUGUUGGUCUAAAUGCGGCCGCUACCUGCUGUCGUCGUCAAGAGACUGGAAAGUGAACUUAUGGGACCUUUCGAGCUGCAAAGUUAUUCGAAGCUGCAAUUUCGAAUGUCCCGUUUGGUGCAGCGUGAUGAAUCCCGCAAACAAGUUCCAGUUUGUGGCCGCAUUGGUCGAUAACGACCCUGUUUUUGUGGACGUGGAGAACGAGCCCAAAAUCACACAGUUGGCUACCAGUCCAUAUGGAGUCGAGAAUCCACCAAGACAGUCUACAUUGACGGUCAAUUUCACGCCGGACGCAAAGUACAUCUUCACGGGGACCAGCAAGGGCUGGCUCAAUGUGAUAGAAACCUCGACCGCUCAAUUGGUGCGAAGCUUGAACGUUUGUGGGUCGAAUAUCAAAAACAUUGAAAUUUCACCAAACUCUGCGAAACUGGCCGUCAACUCCAGCGACAGAAUCAUCAGACAGUACACAAUGCCCAAACUGGAAGUUCCUGUGGGGGAAUGGGAGUUUGAGCUUGAAAACCGGUACCAGGACGCCGUGAACAGACUGCAAUGGAACGCUCUGAGAUUUAACCAUAAUUCGGAGUAUUUGUGUGCUUCUACUCUGGGAGCAACGCACGAUGUGUACAUAUGGGAGACGGCACUGGGAUCUUUGAUUAAGAUCCUGGAAGGAUCGAACGACGAGCUGUUGGCCGUGGACUGGAAUUACAGAAAGUGCUGGAUCGUGGCUUCCACGAUGGACACGGGAACACUGUUCAUCUGGUCGGUUGUGAUUCCGCAGAAAUGGAGUGCUCUGGCUCCGGACUUCGAGGAGAUUGAGCAGAAUAUCGAUUACGAGGAAAAAGAAGACGAAUUCGAUUACGUCGACGAAGACGACAUGAAUAAACAAAUAGAGGAGGAGGGCGAAGAAGUGGACAUUCUGCGACGGGAAGAAGUGGACGCACGCGGAUUCCCGUUUGUGGACUCGUUUGUGAUCGACAGUGUGCCUGUUUCGGAGUGA